UGUGGCUGUCAUGCUACGUGCAAAACUUCACCGCAGACGCUGCUGAGCGAUACAGCUUUCAAACCUACUUCAGUCUGCAGUUGACCCAAGUCAAGUACUUCAGUCGGUUAAAAUGGAGCAGUGCCUCUACCUGUUCCUGCUCCUCUGCCUCAUCACCAACUCUACAGAGCAGCCAAUGCCAUGUCACACCAUCAUGGAUUCCUGUCUUUCCGACCAGAUGCUCCCAUGGACCAGGUGUUUCGAACACAGCGUGAUGAUGUGUGUCCACAGAGGGAGGAUGCCGAUGCAAAGAGAAGGACAGAUUCUGGAGGCUUCCAUUGAAGAUAUCAGCAUGAAAAAUGAGGUGAAGAGAAACACAAGCACCGGUCACCUCAUCCACAUCCCAGCAGAAGUCCUGGAAAGGGCCAUGAAGAGAUCCCGCAUGGAGAGAUCCAUCCGUUUAGUUGUGUCCGUGUUUCACGCCAGCUUGUUCAAGGCGCAAAAACAUACUGGAAAUGAACUCCUGGGAAACUCGGUGCUGGGUGUCAAGGUGGGCAUCCAGGAUUUUCACAACCUUUCCAAACCGGUGACGCUCACCUUCAGGCACUACAGCAAGGAGGAGAAUGGUAGCUGUGUCUUCUGGAAGGAUGGGGACAGCAGGCAAGACACAGGGGGCCGCUGGAGCACACAGGGAUGCCAGACUAUUAGAAUGAACAAGACCUUCAUUUGCAGCUGUGACCACCUGAGCUUUUUUGCAGUAUUAGUUAACCCGGGAGGCAUGGGCACCAUCAGUGAUAGCCAUGUUCUCUCACUCAGCUACAUCACGUACAUUGGCUGUGGCCUUUCUGUGUUCUUCACUUCCAUUGCUCUCCUCUUCCGCAUGUGUAUGAGACUCUCCAGGAAGAAAGCCCGGGAUGAGCAUUCAAUGGCAGUUCACCUCCAGCUCAUGGCUGCGCUGCUCCUCCUACACCUGCUCUUCCUGCUGAGCUCAUGGCAGGCAGAGCGCCCCUUAGCCGUGCGCGGUGGUGGCCUGUGUUUGGCCCUGGGCCUCCUGCUUCACUGGGCCCUGCUGGCCACCUUCACCUGGACAGCUCUCGAAGCUUUCCACCUAUACCUGCUACUGGUUCGGGUCUUCAACAUCUAUAUCACAAAAUAUCUGCUCAAGCUCUGUGUGGUGGGCUGGGGUGUCCCCUCCGUUGUAGUGGCAGCCUGUGCUUUGAUCAGACCAUAUGGUCUCUACAGCUUCCAAGCAGGGAACAAGACUGACAGCAGUGCUGGCACAUCAACAUAUACAUCCACGAACACAUCCAUAUGCUGGAUCACCAGUGGAGCCGUGCAGUACAUCACAGUGAGUGCCUACCUGGGCAUUGUGUUCCUGUUCAGCGCUGCCAUGCUGGGCGUGGUCCUUGUGAAGGUGCAGAAGAUCGGAAGCAAGGACGUACAGACGCAGCAGAUGAAAAAGAUAAGCCAAAAGUGUGUGACCCUGCUGGGGCUCAGCUGUGUCCUGGGAAUCCCCUGGGGACUGGCUUUCCUCACCUAUGGCCCCCUGUCCCUCGCCGGUGUCUACAUCUUUACAAUUGUCAACUCCCUCCAGGGAGUCUUCCUCUUCCUAUGGUUCUGCUCCCUCACCUGGAAGUUACGAGCAGCUGACGGAUCGAUUGUAACGUACCAGUCCACACCCAAGACAGAAAAUGGCUCAGCAACUUAACAUCCUGCACAACUUAAACCUAACCAUUCUGAAAUUUUCACCAAGGAAAAAAGGAAGAUAUUUUACUCUUAUGCCCUUGAAGAGGAUUAUAGGAAACAAUGCAAUCGUAGUGAAAUUAACAUUUUAUUUAGGGUUUAUACAGUUAGCAAUUGAGAGACGAGAGAUCCUUGUUGCCCUCGCAGGCGAUGGAUGAAGGGGAAGGACACCCAGCAGCCAGAUUCCAGCCAGAGGGAGUUCCAUAAUGAGCAGGACGUCUGAAAAGCACAGACAGCUGGUCAGUAAGCAGAGGUUGUCCACUUGGACUGCACUACCUUCCGAUGGACACCUUAACAGACUGGAAAAUUCACACAGCAGAUGGCACAGUGGUUAAGGACCUGGAUUUGUGUCCAAAUCUGUUUCUAAAUAAUAUUAUUGUUUUACAUUUCUUUUGUAAAAUUGUUCAGCUGCCCUACCUGAUGAGAAGUGCUACACAGAUUAAAGACAAAU
Molecule: messenger RNA, 2173 nt
Organism: Scleropages formosus (Asian bonytongue)
Lineage: Eukaryota; Metazoa; Chordata; Actinopteri; Osteoglossiformes; Osteoglossidae
Product: adhesion G protein-coupled receptor G3-like
Exons: 12
Coding region: 113-1687 (524 amino acids)
Biological process (GO): cell surface receptor signaling pathway; adenylate cyclase-activating G protein-coupled receptor signaling pathway
Cellular component (GO): plasma membrane
Molecular function (GO): G protein-coupled receptor activity
Source: RefSeq, a predicted model, not a curated record